CCGCGCUGAGGGCCCUGCCCCCGGAGAAGCCGCCGCCACAGCCAUGGGUCCUGCGCGGCGGUUGUGGCCGCUGCUCUGGCGCACGGUAGUCUCGCAGAGAGCGGGCCCCGCGGCGUCUUCGGUUCCCCAGCUUCCUCGGCUGGCAGAGCGAUGGCUUUCGGCGGGGCCGGAGGCCGGCCCGACCCCGAGCCCAGCGCGCGGCCUGCACCGUGGACCUCAGCCGCAGGAGCGGCCCGAUGGCGAGGCUCGGCUGCACCCGGGAGCCGCAGAUCACAUUGGCUCCAAGUUUGACAUCGAUAUGCUGGUUUCACUUCUGAGGCAAGAAAAUGCAAGAGACAUUUGUGUGAUCAAGGUUCCUCCAGAAAUGAAAUACACAGACUACUUUGUAAUUGGUAGUGGGACUUCCAGCCGGCACUUACACGCUAUGGCCUACUACAUUGUGAAGAUGUAUAAACACCUGAAAUGUAGAAGUGACCCUUAUGUCAAAAUUGAAGGGAAGGACACUGAUGACUGGCUGUGUGUGGAUUUUGGCAGUAUGGUGAUCCAUUUGAUGCUUCCAGAAACCAGAGAAACCUAUGAAUUAGAGAAAUUAUGGACUCUACGUUCUUUUGAUGACCAGUUAGCUCAGAUGGAAGCCGAAACGUUACCUGAAGACUUCAUUCUUGGACUAGAAGAUGACGCCUCAUCCCCGACUCCAGUGGAGUUGAAAUGUGAAUAAAAGCAAUGCCUUUCAUCCCUUA
Messenger RNA from Microtus oregoni (creeping vole), 740 nucleotides. It is a transcript of the gene Malsu1, whose product is annotated as mitochondrial assembly of ribosomal large subunit 1. Gene Ontology annotation, cellular component: mitochondrion. The transcript is spliced from 4 exons. NCBI's taxonomy places the organism in Eukaryota, Metazoa, Chordata, Mammalia, Rodentia, Cricetidae. Gene Ontology annotation, molecular function: ribosomal large subunit binding. The record is from RefSeq and is a predicted model, not a curated record. Bases 44 to 718 code for a protein of 224 amino acids. Gene Ontology annotation, biological process: negative regulation of ribosome biogenesis; negative regulation of translation.